AUGCCUGUGUUAAAAAGUCUUUUUCGCAGAAACUAUGCAGAAGAUAAUCUUCGAAUUAUAAUAACUCGUCAUGGUGAACGUGCUGAUAUAGCAUUAGGACCACAUUGGUUCAGAAAUUUACGAAAAACUGGUGGUCGUUAUUCUGGAGUAUCAUAUUUAGUACCUCGACCAGAUGAUAGUGAAUGGGAAAAUGAUCCACCAUUAACGAUUCGUGGUGAACAUCAGAGUAGAUCUACUGGUCGUAAAUUACUUCAACUUGGAUAUCCAAUUGAUUAUUGUUAUUCAUCACCUGCUUAUCGAUCAGUACAAACAGCGUCUAAAAUUCUUGAGAGUCAAGGACGAAAAGCUGUGCCAAUUAAUAUUGAACCUGGUCUCUUUGAAUGUUCAUCGUGGCAUCGGAAUGCACCACUUUCAUUUAUACCACCUGAAUAUUUAGCAGCGGAUAAACAUUUUAAUAUAGAUCCGUAUUAUACACCAGUGUAUAAUACUAUUGAUGCAGUUGAAGAUGAGGGCAGUUAUUAUCAACGUUCACGUCUUCUUAUUGAUGCAAUUGUUAAAGCACAUAAACACCAAGGUGGUACUAUUUUAUUAUCUGGACAUGCUGGUUCAAUUGAAGUAAUAACACGUGGUAUGCUUGGUCGUAGUGCACGACCUGAACGUCUUCAUUUUGAAGCUGAUAAGGUUGAUUUUUGUAAUUUUGCUAUUCUUGAACGUGAUGCAAAUACAAAUCAAUGGCUUAUUCAUCCACCAUAUUCAAACGAAAGUUAUUAUAGUGGACAUGAAAACAUUCCAAGUACAAUACCGCUUCAUAGAGCUACUUCACAAUAUAUAGGAGCAAAUCCAUUAAGAGGAUCAUCAUCCUAUUCAGAAUUUUAUCCAUUGAGAAACAAAUUGUAUCGUUAUUAUUAA
Messenger RNA from Rotaria sp. Silwood2, 909 nucleotides. The record is from the annotation of a GenBank genome assembly. Lineage: Eukaryota; Metazoa; Rotifera; Eurotatoria; Philodinida; Philodinidae.